UUUUUUUCUCUAUCUCUCUUAACAUAUCAAUAUCUCAAUGAAAAAUCAUCAAUUUCAUUUUGGCUAUUAUUAUGUGUUUAUGAUAGAAUGGACGUACACCCUUACAUAUUGCUGUUGUUCAUUCACAACAUGUUGUUAUUCGUGCAUUAGUUGAUGAUUUCAAAGCUGAUCCAACUUUGAUGGAUUUCUCUGGUUACUUUCCAUAUAUGCUACUUGAAAAUAAUUUAAAAACUGAAUAUGAACCUUUUUUAACACAUGGUCGACUUCAACGAAUUCGAACUGCAUUAAAAGUUUUUAGAACAUCAAAUGUUUCCCAUGAUUCUUCUAAUAUCACUAAAGAUAAUUCCAGUAAGAAAUGUGUUGUGCAUACUGAUCAUUCAAUGGUUGACUUCAAACGACCUGUUAUGCUUCCAGUUGUGUCUAGACGAUUAGAGAAUUUCAAACGACCGACAACAAUACUACAACAAAAUCAUUUAAAUCGAACAUCUACUUUGAAGCCGAUUAAUCAAAAUGCUGAGUAUAGUUUACGACGUCCAUCUGUGUUUGAAGGUAUUUUAAAAUCGGCUGCUGAAGCUGCUCAACACUGGAAUCAUCAUAAUAAUAAUUGUAAUAAUGAUCAUACAUCAAGUGUUAAAUUGUCAUCAGAAUCUAAUGAAGAACAAGUUAAUAAUGAUAAUACUAACGUCAGUAAACCUCUUAAUACUUGUUCUUCUUCUACGACAACGACAGAAUCAACAACAACAAUAACUGAUCCCCAUAAACGCUUAGUACAACGUUUAGAUUCGAUGAUUUCAUUAAGACGUGAACAGAAUGCAUUAUCCAAUCUUUCAAAUAGUAAUCAUUCUAAUGAAAUAGGAUCAUCAUUUGAUUUGUCUACUUCAUUAGAUAAUAAUGAUUAUUUUUCCACUAUUAAUUAUCGGAAAGCAAAUACAUUGGAUCGUCGAUUUCCUCCUUCUAUGGGGAGUCAUAAUUUGAAACAUUCAUCUCAAUCUACAGAUCCAUAUACUUUGAAAUUAUUAUUAUCAUUAUUACCUUCAAUACCACCAUCUACAUCAUCUGUAUCCUCAUCAUCAUUAUCAUCAUUAGGUUUAAAAAAUAUAAAUGGUAUAGAUGAUAAUAAAUUAAAAAAACUUACAUCAUUAUCAUCAUUUCAUAAACAUUUAAACAAAAAAUUACAUCGUUCUUUAUCGAGUUCUUCAACGGUUACAUCAUUCAAGACAACAACAACAACAACAAUCCAUAGUAAACAUCAUUCAUAUCAUAAUACUAAUAAUAAUAAUAAUGAUACAUUGCAUGAAUUUCAUUCAUUACCUCAUCGACAUCAUUCAUCUAAUAUGGAAACUGAUAAACAAAUCAUAAAUGAUUAUCAUCAUAAAUCGAUUUCAACUACUGCUUUAUUAGCUGAAACUGAUGUAUGUCAAUUAAUCACUUCAAAAGUUAAUCAUAUAAUUAAACGUAAAGCUUCUAGUGUUAGUCAACAUUGAAAUAUAUCAUACAAGUAAAAUAAUCUCCAUGGUGAUGAUGAUGAUGAUGAUGAACAUCAUUAUCACCAUGGGGAUUAUUGAUUUUCCUUUUUUUUUAAUAGAAAAUAUACAGAUCAUAUUGUCGUACAUAAUUAUUUCAUUUGGUUUUAUAGUUAAUCGUUUUUUUUUAAUUAUUUGAUCAUAGUAAUACUAUGAAUUGAAUAUGUUUCAUUCCGUACCCUUCCCCUCCCCUACCCCCCUCUCUCCCUCCCUCCCUGCUUCCUACCUUCCGUCUCUCUUUCUCUAUCUUUUCAUUCUAUCUAUGUUCGAGGAAUUGUCUACACUUAAACUCUUGUCAUGAUUUAAUCUUAUCCGGAUCCUUUUAUUUAUUUAUUUUCCUCUUUGAAUUUUUCUCUCUCUCUCUCUCUCUUGAUGUUGAUUCCAUUAUUGUGCCAAUAAUUCAUUGUAUGAAAAUAGAGAUCUAUUUCCUGUAACAGUUACUGUUAUUAUUAUUAUUAUUAUUAUUAUUAUUAUUAUUAUUAUUAUUAAUGUUACUAAUAAAAGUGAUAAAACGAAUUGCAAUAAGGUGAAUAAAUACGUUUU
Messenger RNA from Schistosoma haematobium, 2066 nucleotides. RefSeq names its product transcription factor (gene WRKY1). The transcript is spliced from 6 exons. NCBI's taxonomy places the organism in Eukaryota, Metazoa, Platyhelminthes, Trematoda, Strigeidida, Schistosomatidae. The record is from RefSeq and is a predicted model, not a curated record. Bases 180 to 1484 code for a protein of 434 amino acids.